Molecule: messenger RNA, 1834 nt
Organism: Ceutorhynchus assimilis (cabbage seed weevil)
Lineage: Eukaryota; Metazoa; Arthropoda; Insecta; Coleoptera; Curculionidae
Source: the annotation of a GenBank genome assembly
AUGGCUGAGUUCUUGUGGAAAAGUGCUGUGGUUGCUGUUAUAGUAUUGGGACUAAAUGAUAAUCAAAUUAAUUUAGUAAGAGCCGGAAAAUGCGACCUAGAAAAAACUUUCCGCACACCCAGAGACAUGUCCAAAGUAAAUUUUGACCAUUUCGAAAUAGUGGAAAGAGACGGGUACGAUAUCGAACCUACGACAACCACAACUGAAGCACCACUAGAAUCCAAGAAAAAUGGGGAUACCAUUGCUAAAGCCCAAGUACACUUGAGAUUUGGCGGUGAUGAUAUUUAUGGUAGCAACCAUAUCAUGAAAAUACCACCACAGUGUAGGAAUAUGGCAAGUCAAAUUGCACCUCAUUACCCAAGCCCUUACUACCCACCUCACUAUGCUCCUUACUAUUACCACCCAUAUCCUCCACCAGUGCCCUAUAGGUUUCCUUAUUACUAUUUCUGCAAUUCUGCCCAAGAAUCACAAAACUUGCCACGACCAUUGCAGGAAUAUUUCAGGACUCAUGGACAAUUAGGAGAAGGGGAUUUUACCAGAGGCUAUCCAGCAAUGGAGGAUGGAAGCCAUCAUACGGAUUUUAUGGAUGUAAAUCGCCGGUCAAAAAACCUACUAAAAACAAACAUCGCAGACGACACCAGACUGCAGAAUGUUGCAACAGCUCUGUUUAUAAAACCAAGAACUCUGGAGCCUCUAAAUCAGAUCGACGAGGAUAUAGAAGAAAUUAUAACGGCAAAUACAAAAACAGAUGCAUGUGCUGCAGAGAAAGACGGAGGAAACAAAAAAAAUGCCACUACAAAAGAACCUAAUCACAUCAUAGAUUUUUCAGACAAAUUGAAAAAACAUCACAAGCAUCAUGAGAAAAAAUACAAAAAGGAUGAGCUUAAAGACUGGCUACGCAAAGCUUUAGUAGCAUACGAAAAAUGUCCAAAUUGUACUGAAUCAUCAGAAACGCUGGAAAAGCUAGACUCAUGCGAAACGGAUGAGACAGAGUGCAAAUGUCUACAGUGUCAAUGCAGUAAAAAGGACGAAAAGUUAAACAAUGAUAUGGAUGAAUUGGAUAUAGUAGUUGCUGAAAUAAUUGAUCCGUACGAUAAACUAUCGAAAACUUCUAAAAAAGAUCAAAAAUCAUUAGUUUACAAUUUAGCUAAAAUUGGCGUACAGUUGGCUGAUAGUGAUUCAAUUGGUUUUCAACAAGUACCUCCAAAAAUAUCUUUGGACUUAGAAUUAUUUAAUAAUGAGGACGCACGCACAGCAUCGUUCAUUGACUCAUCAUCUACUGAUAGCUAUCGUUAUCCUAAAUCAAAAAAUUCACAUUGCGGAUGUAGGCAUACUACGUCUAAUCCCUGUGCUGCAAUAAAUUACCAAGCACCUACAAACAUAGAAACUUUAUAUGCAGAUGAGGCUGAUAUAGGUUGUAACAGGUAUCCUAUUCCUAGAAGUUAUUAUGGUUCCAGAAAUCCGUGUGGAUUUUCCAAUAGUUAUUCAUCACCAUCAGUUUACCAUAACCAUCACAGUCAUGCAACAGCUUCUCCAAGCAACUGCUAUUUCUAUCCAGAACCAAAUGUUUACAUUAAAAAGGAACCAGAACCUUAUCUACCAAAGUUAGCCCAGCUCCUUCCAGGAUCAAAUCUCAAGAUUUCAUCAAAUAAUGCACCACGUUUUUGCGCACAUUGUGGUCAUGAACAUUCUGGUAAUAAUUUUUGUGAUAAUUGCGGAAAUCCUCUAGCAAUACAUUCUACAUGUAGAGGGUAUUGAGAUGUAGGUACAACUUGUUAGUAGAUAUUAUGUGGAUUAUGUUAAUCCAAAUGAAAUGACCAGUGAUGGAUAAAAU